Molecule: messenger RNA, 6296 nt
Organism: Grammomys surdaster
Lineage: Eukaryota; Metazoa; Chordata; Mammalia; Rodentia; Muridae
Product: nuclear receptor corepressor 2
Exons: 34
Biological process (GO): negative regulation of transcription by RNA polymerase II
Molecular function (GO): transcription corepressor activity
Source: RefSeq, a predicted model, not a curated record
CAGCAGCAGCAACAGCAGCAACAGCAGCAGCAGCAGAUGGCACGGAGCAGCCAGGAGGAGAAGGAGGAGAAGGAGAAGGAGAAGGAGCCCGACAAGGAGGAGGAGAAGCAGGAUGCAGAGAACGAGAAAGAAGAACUCAGCAAGGAGAAGACAGACGACACUUCUGGUGAGGACAAUGACGAGAAAGAGGCCGUGGCCUCCAAAGGCCGCAAAACUGCCAACAGCCAAGGCCGCCGCAAAGGCCGCAUCACGCGCUCCAUGGCCAACGAGGCCAACCACGAGGAGACAGCCACCCCACAGCAGAGUUCGGAGCUAGCUUCCAUGGAGAUGAACGAGAGUUCUCGCUGGACUGAGGAAGAGAUGGAGACGGCAAAGAAAGGCCUCCUGGAACAUGGGAGGAACUGGUCAGCCAUCGCCCGCAUGGUGGGCUCCAAAACGGUGUCCCAGUGUAAGAACUUCUACUUCAACUACAAGAAGAGGCAGAACCUGGACGAAAUCCUUCAGCAGCACAAGCUAAAGAUGGAGAAGGAGAGGAAUGCACGGAGAAAGAAAAAGAAGACCCCAGCUGCGGCAAGUGAGGAGACGGCCUUCCCACCUGCUGCUGAGGAUGAAGAGAUGGAAGCGUCAGGCGCAAGUGCCAAUGAGGAAGAGCUGGCGGAGGAGGCAGAAGCCUCGCAGGCCUCUGGGAAUGAGGUUCCCAGAGUCGGAGAAUGCAGUGGCCCAGCUGCUGUCAACAACAGCUCUGAUACCGAGAGUGUCCCAUCCCCGCGCUCGGAAGCUACCAAGGACACUGGGCCUAAGCCCACUGGCACUGAAGCAUUGCCCGCUGCCACCCAGCCACCCGUUCCUCCUCCAGAAGAACCCACAACAGCCCCUGCUGAACCCUCCCCAGCCCCUGAUGCCAGUGGGCCACCAUCCCCAGUGGCUUCCCCAUCACCUGCCGCACCCCCGACUACUGUUGACAAGGAUGAACAAGAAGCCCAGGCUGCUACAGUUCCCCAGACGGAGGAAGCCAAGGAGCAGAAGUCUGAGGCAGAGGAGCUGGUGAUCGAUGUGGGAAAGACAGAGGAGCCCGAGGCUCCUGAGGAGCCACCGGAGAGUGUAAAGAGCGACCACAAGGAAGAGACUGAGGAGGAGCCUGAAGACAAAGCCAAGGGCACAGAGGCCAUUGAGACUGUGUCUGAGGCACCACUCAAGGUGGACGAGGCUGGUAGCAAGGCAGCUGUGGCCAAGGGUUCCAGCUCGGGUACCACCCAGGACAGUGACUCCAGUGCCACCUGCAGUGCCGACGAGGUGGACGAGCCCGAGGGAGGUGACAAGGGCAGGCUGCUGUCACCAAGGCCCAGCCUCCUCACCCCAGCCGGAGAUCCCCGGGCCAGUACCUCGCCCCAGAAGCCACUGGACCUGAAGCAGCUGAAGCAGCGAGCAGCCGCCAUCCCCCCUAUUGUCACCAAGGUCCAUGAACCCCCCCGGGAGGACACAGUACCCCCAAAGCCAGCUCCCCCUGUGCCUCCACCCACGCAGCACCUACAGCCAGAGGCUGACGUGUCUCAGCAGUCCGGAGGAAGUCCACGUGGCAAGUGCCGGAGCCCAGUGCCUCCUGCUGAGAAAGAGGUAGAGAAACCCUCAUUCUUUCCGACCUUCCCAACUGAGGGUCCGAAGCUACCUACUGAGCCCCCACGCUGGACAUCGGGCCUGCCUUUCCCCAUCCCGCCACGGGAGGUGAUCAAGACUUCCCCACACGCCGCAGACCCCUCUGCCUUCUCCUACACACCCCCCGGUCACCCACUGCCUCUGGGCCUCCACGAUAGUGCCCGGCCCGUCCUGCCACGCCCCCCCAUCUCUAACCCCCCACCCCUCAUCUCUUCCGCCAAGCAUCCCGGCGUACUUGAGAGGCAGCUGGGUGCCAUCUCCCAGGGAAUGUCAGUACAGCUUCGUGUGCCUCACUCCGAACAUGCCAAGGCCCCCAUGGGCCCUCUCACCAUGGGGCUGCCUCUUGCUGUGGACCCUAAGAAGCUGGCCCCCUUCAGUGGAGUGAAGCAGGAACAGUUGUCUCCUCGGGCUCAGGCUGGGCCACCUGAAAGUCUGGGAGUACCCACUGCUCAGGAGACCUCUGUGCUGAGAGGGACAGCACUGGGCUCCACCGGCAGUGGAAGCAUCACCAAGGGCCUCCCCAGUUCCCGGGCUGCAGAUGGCCCCAGCUACCGAGGUUCUAUCACCCAUGGCACGCCAGCGGAUGUCCUCUACAAGGGUACCAUCAGCAGGAUCGUCGGCGAGGACAGCCCAAGUCGCCUUGACCGGGCGCGAGAGGACACCCUGCCCAAGGGCCAUGUCAUCUAUGAGGGCAAGAAAGGCCAUGUCCUGUCCUAUGAAGGUAGUAUGUCCGUGUCACAGUGCUCCAAGGAGGACGGAAGGAGCAGCUCGGGCCCGCCCCACGAGACUGCCGCCCCUAAACGCACGUAUGACAUGAUGGAGGGCCGUGUGGGCAGGACCAUCACCUCAGCCAGCAUCGAGGGACUCAUGGGCCGUGCCAUCCCUGAGCAGCACAGCCCCCACCUCAAGGACCAGCAUCACAUCCGAGGCUCCAUCACGCAAGGCAUCCCGAGGUCAUAUGUGGAAGCCCAGGAGGACUACUUACGUCGAGAGGCCAAGCUCUUGAAGCGAGAAGGCACGCCACCACCCCCACCGCCCCCUCGGGACCUGACUGAGACCUACAAGACCCGACCCCUGGACCCUCUGGGUCCCCUGAAGCUGAAGCAAACUCAUGAGGGUGUGGUAGCGACUGUGAAGGAGGCUGGUCGCUCUAUCCAUGAGAUCCCUCGAGAGGAGCUGCGCCGCACACCUGAGCUUCCCCUGGCACCACGGCCUCUGAAGGAAGGUUCCAUCACCCAGGGCACUCCACUCAAGUACGACUCCGGGCCGCCCCCCACUGGCACUAAGAAACACGAUGUGCGUUCCAUCAUCGGCAGCCCCGGCCGGCCUUUCCCUGCCCUGCACCCACUGGACAUAAUGGCUGACGCCCGGGCACUGGAGCGUGCUUGCUAUGAAGAGAGUCUGAAGAGCCGGUCAGGGACUACCAGUGGUGCAGGGGGCUCCAUCACUCGCGGGGCCCCGGUCGUUGUGCCUGAGCUGGGCAAGCCACGGCAAAGCCCACUGACCUAUGAAGACCAUGGGGCACCCUUCACCAGCCACCUGCCACGUGGCUCACCUGUGACUACGAGGGAGCCCACGCCACGCCUUCAGGAAGGCAGCCUCCUAUCCAGCAAGGCGUCCCAGGACCGGAAGCUGACAUCGACACCCCGGGAGAUCGCCAAGUCCCCACACAGCACCGUCCCCGAGCACCAUCCCCACCCCAUCUCCCCCUAUGAGCACUUGCUCCGGGGUGUGACUGGCGUGGAUCUGUACCGUGGCCACAUCCCAUUGGCCUUUGACCCCACCUCCAUACCCCGAGGGAUCCCCCUGGAAGCAGCAGCCGCAGCCUACUACCUGCCCCGGCACUUGGCCCCCAGCCCCACCUACCCACACCUGUACCCGCCUUACCUCAUCCGCGGCUACCCUGACACCGCGGCCUUGGAGAACCGCCAGACCAUCAUCAAUGACUACAUCACCUCGCAGCAGAUGCACCACAACGCCGCCUCUGCCAUGGCCCAGCGCGCCGAUAUGCUGAGGGGUCUGUCCCCGAGAGAGUCCUCACUAGCCCUCAAUUAUGCCGCUGGCCCACGAGGCAUUAUCGACCUGUCCCAAGUGCCACACCUGCCCGUGCUGGUGCCACCAACGCCAGGCACCCCUGCCACCGCCAUUGACCGCCUUGCCUACCUCCCCACCGCGCCCCCACCCUUCAGCAGCCGCCACAGCAGCUCCCCACUGUCCCCAGGAGGCCCCACUCACCUAGCUAAACCAACCGCCACAUCUUCAUCGGAGCGGGAACGGGAACGUGAGCGAGAACGAGAACGAGACAAGUCCAUCCUCACGUCUGCCACCACAGUGGAGCAUGCACCCAUCUGGAGACCUGGUACGGAGCAGAGCAGCGGGGCUGGGGGCAGCAGCCGCCCCGCCUCCCACACCCACCAGCACUCGCCCAUCUCCCCCCGGACCCAGGACGCCUUGCAGCAGAGGCCCAGUGUGCUGCACAACACGAGCAUGAAGGGCGUGGUCACCUCCGUGGAACCCGGCACGCCCACGGUCCUGAGGUCUACCUCCACCUCUUCGCCUGUCCGCCCAGCUGCCACAUUCCCACCUGCCACCCACUGUCCACUUGGUGGCACCCUUGAAGGGGUCUACCCUACCCUCAUGGAGCCCGUCCUGUUACCCAAGGAGACGUCUCGGGUUACCCGGCCCGAGCGGCCCCGUGUGGAUGCUGGCCAUGCCUUCCUCACCAAGCCCCCGGCCCGGGAACCUGCCUCCUCACCUAGCAAGAGCUCCGAGCCCCGAUCCCUAGCACCCCCCAGCUCCAGCCACACAGCCAUCGCCCGCACCCCAGCAAAGAGCCUUGCACCCCACCAUGCCAGUCCGGACCCGCCGGCGCCCACCUCGGCCUCAGAUCUGCACCGAGAAAAGACUCAAAGUAAACCCUUUUCCAUCCAGGAACUGGAGCUCCGUUCUCUGGGUUACCACAGCGGAGCUGGCUACAGCCCCGACGGGGUGGAGCCCAUCAGCCCCGUGAGCUCCCCCAGCCUGACCCACGACAAGGGGCUCUCCAAACCUCUGGAAGAGAUGGAGAAGAGCCACUUGGAGGGGGAGCUGCGGCACAAGCCGCCAGGCCCCAUGAAGCUCAGUGCGGAGGCUGCUCACCUCCCACAUUUGCGGCCACUGCCCGAGAGCCAGCCCUCGUCCAGCCCACUCCUCCAGACUGCCCCAGGCAUCAAAGGUCACCAGAGGGUAGUCACCUUGGCUCAGCACAUCAGUGAGGUCAUCACACAGGACUACACGCGCCACCACCCGCAGCAGCUCAGCGGCCCCCUCCCCGCCCCUCUCUACUCCUUCCCUGGAGCUAGCUGCCCUGUCCUGGAUCUCCGCCGCCCACCCAGUGACCUCUACCUCCCACCCCCGGACCAUGGCACCCCAGCCCGGGGAUCCCCCCACAGCGAAGGGGGCAAAAGGUCCCCAGAACCCAGCAAAACAUCAGUCCUGGGCAGCAGCGAGGAUGCCAUUGAACCUGUGUCCCCACCAGAGGGCAUGACUGAGCCAGGACAUGCUCGGAGCGCUGCGUACCCACUGCUGUAUCGGGACGGGGAACAAGGGGAGCCCAGGAUGGGUUCCAAGUCUCCAGGCAACACCAGCCAACCGCCAGCCUUCUUCAGUAAACUGACUGAGAGCAACUCCGCUAUGGUGAAGUCGAAGAAGCAGGAGAUCAACAAGAAACUCAACACCCACAACCGGAACGAGCCAGAAUACAAUAUUGGCCAGCCUGGGACGGAAAUCUUCAACAUGCCCGCCAUCACUGGAGCAGGCCUUAUGACCUGUAGAAGCCAGGCGGUGCAAGAACACGCCAGCACCAACAUGGGGCUAGAGGCCAUUAUUAGAAAGGCACUCAUGGGUAAAUAUGACCAAUGGGAAGAGCCCCCGCCGCUCGGCGCCAAUGCUUUUAACCCUCUGAAUGCCAGUGCCAGUCUGCCCGCUGCCGCUAUGCCCAUAACCACUGCUGACGGACGGAGUGACCACGCACUCACCUCGCCAGGUGGUGGUGGGAAAGCCAAGGUUUCUGGCAGACCCAGCAGCCGAAAAGCCAAGUCACCAGCGCCAGGCCUGGCGUCCGGAGACCGACCGCCUUCUGUCUCCUCAGUACACUCGGAGGGGGACUGCAAUCGCAGAACACCACUCACCAACCGUGUGUGGGAAGACCGGCCCUCAUCUGCAGGGUCCACGCCAUUCCCCUACAACCCUUUGAUUAUGAGGCUACAGGCAGGUGUCAUGGCCUCGCCGCCCCCACCUGGCCUCGCCGCAGGCAGCGGGCCUCUAGCUGGUCCCCACCACGCCUGGGAUGAAGAGCCCAAGCCACUGCUGUGUUCACAGUACGAGACGCUCUCGGACAGCGAGUGACCACAGAUUGGGGGGGGAGCGGUGCCAGGCCCCUACAUGAGGCAGAAGCAGCCCAGCAUGGAGCAGACAGCUGCCGACUCCCCUGACUGAGGAAGGAGCCCCUGAGUCUGCCUGCGCGUCCAUCCGUCCGUCCAUCCACUCAUCUGUCCAUCCAGAGCUGGCAUCCUGCCUGUCUAAAGCCUUAACUAAGACUCCCGCCCCGGGCUGGCCCUGCGCAGUGACCUUACACUCAGGGGAUGUUUACCUGGUGCUUGAGA